GCGAACUUCCAGCUCAACACCACGGACCUCGCCCUUUUGGACGAGUGGCAGGGCGCGGACUUGGCCGCGCAGCUCCUGGCGAGCUGGAUCCCUUGGGGGAACGAGAACGCGCGCUGCCUUCGUGCUUCGCUGGCUUGUUGCGGGGAGCCAGCAUUGACGCGCGUCGGCCCCGGGCUACGGCCGGAGGCCGCGCGCGCUGAUGCCUGUCCCUGCGGGAGCCCGCGGAGGCGCGAUAGCGGCGCUCGCUCGUUGUUCACCCACAGGCUCACCCGGGUGUGGGCCAAUGCGGACAGCGGCGCCCACCGGCUCCUGCAGGAGUACAAGAGGCGCACGGGGCGGGAGCUGGCGGAGGGCAAGGCGCUCGACGCCAGCGGCUUUGAGGGGGCCGCGGCCGCCCUCAAGGUGAGGCAGGCCUACCCGAGGUACCAGCUGCACUUCUACCAGGGGGCGCGGAAGGUCCUGAAGCUGCCGGGACAGAAGUUCAAGCAGCUGCCG
Prorocentrum cordatum is the source of this 495-nucleotide messenger RNA. Lineage: Eukaryota; Dinophyceae; Prorocentrales; Prorocentraceae. The record is from the annotation of a GenBank genome assembly.